GGAUCUCCAGCGGACUGUGCGGGAUUAAGCUGCAGCCUGACCAAUCAGCGCACGAAACGGCGAGAUUGGCAUCUCCGCUAUCCAACCGCAGCGCGGUGCGCUCGGACCCGGGGCCUCGGAGAUGUCGCUGCGCGCCGUGCUCAGGGCCGCCGCCUCGCUGCCGCGCUGCACUGCGGGGCCGCUCCUCCCGCCGCCUCCCCGUCCUCCCUGCGCCGCCAUGGCCACGCUGAACCAGAUGCACCGGCAGGGCCGCCCCGCGCCCCCCGCCCCCAAGCCGGGGCCCACCCUGGGCCGGCCGCAGAUCAAGGGCGUGGUGCUCAAGAACCUGAUCCGCAAGCCCAAGAAGCCCAACUCGGCGAACCGUCGGUGCGUGCGGGUGCGGCUGAGCACGGGCCGCGAGGUGAUCGCCUUCGUGCCCGGCGAGGGCCACAACCUGCAGGAGCACCACAUGGUGCUGGUGCAGGGCGGGCGCACGCAGGACCUGCCCGGCGUCAAGCUCACCGUGGUGCGCGGCAAGUACGACUGCGCCCACGUGCAGCCCAAGAAGUGAGCGGGCAGCCCGGCCCGGGGGGCCUGGGGACGCCCCCGGCCCGGCAUCGGGGGUCCCCGGGCGGGGACGUGCCCGCCCUCGGUGUCCAAAAUUCCGAAUAAAGUGUGCUGGCCGUGUG
Motacilla alba alba is the source of this 668-nucleotide messenger RNA. RefSeq names its product mitochondrial ribosomal protein S12 (gene MRPS12). The transcript is spliced from 3 exons. Bases 122 to 550 code for a protein of 142 amino acids. Gene Ontology annotation, biological process: translation. The record is from RefSeq and is a predicted model, not a curated record. NCBI's taxonomy places the organism in Eukaryota, Metazoa, Chordata, Aves, Passeriformes, Motacillidae. Gene Ontology annotation, cellular component: small ribosomal subunit; ribosome. Gene Ontology annotation, molecular function: structural constituent of ribosome.